AAAGGGGAAAGGGGCCAAAUGGUUCUGCGGUCACAUGCCGCGGGGUCUAGUGGGAGGAGCAGUUGCCCAGCGGCCACCCGGAGCUUCCUGUUUCCGGUUCCCAGAGUGGAGCUCAGCUAGUCGCUAGGAGGGACGCUGGCUCCGCCACGAGCUCUGGGACCCGGGUCUGUGGCCGGCCCCUCGCUUGCCCUGUCUCCGAGCGACGGGCAGCUGCUGGGCCGGGGGUUCUGAGCUUUGCCUGCUCUCUUUGCACGUGACAUGAUGUCCCCCCUCCACAGCUCCUGGAGGACUGGCCUGCUCCUGCUGCUGCUCUUCUGCGUGGCAGUCAGAGAAUCUUGGCAGACUGAAGAGAAAACAUGCGACCUGGUGGGAGAAAAGGGUAAAGAAUCAGAGAAAGAGUUGGCUCUCCUGAAGAGGCUGACACCACUAUUUAACAAAAGCUUUGAGAGCACCGUGGGCCAGAGCCCAGACAUGUACAGCUAUGUGUUCCGGGUGUGCCGAGAAGCUGGCAACCACUCCUCUGGGGCAGGCCUGGUGCAGAUCAACAAAAGUAACGGGAAGGAGACAGUAGUUGGGAGAUUCAACGAGACUCAGAUCUUCAAUGGAAGUAAUUGGAUCAUGCUCAUCUAUAAAGGGGGAGAUGAAUAUGACAACCACUGUGGCAGGGAGCAGCGGCGGGCAGUGGUGAUGAUCUCCUGCAAUCGACACACCCUAGCGGACAACUUUAACCCUGUGUCUGAGGAGCGAGGCAAAGUCCAAGAUUGUUUCUACCUCUUUGAGAUGGACAGCAGCCUGGCGUGUUCCCCAGAGAUCUCCCACCUUAGCGUGGGUUCUAUCUUACUUGUCACGUUUGCCUCACUGGUCGCAGUCUAUAUCAUCGGGGGGUUCCUGUACCAGCGACUGGUGGUCGGAGCCAAAGGAAUGGAGCAGUUUCCCCACUUGGCCUUCUGGCAGGAUCUUGGCAACCUGGUAGCAGAUGGCUGUGACUUUGUAUGCCGCUCUAAACCCCGAAAUGUGCCUGCUGCCUAUCGUGGUGUGGGGGAUGAUCAGCUGGGGGAGGAGUCAGAAGAAAGGGAUGAUCAUUUAUUACCAAUGUGAUUGCACUUUAGAUGUCCAGCUUCUUCAGCCCCCAAACCAAAGCAUCCUCUGGCAGAUUUCUGAAGCAGCCUCCACUCCAGUCUCUCAUCUCACCCUCAGUCUCGCUCUUGCUUCUGGUUUGCUUUCGGUUUGCAUCCACCUGUCAGUAGUAGAAAUGCCUUUCCCUUUGUUCCCUGUUUGGUUUUCCCUCCUGAGAGGUACAGCUGCAGGACAAAGAUAAUGUAAUAGGGCCAAUCACAGCAGAGGCUGUUGCACUGUGUCUUUAUACCAGAAAGUACAAGUAGAGGAGUUACUGUGAGCAAAAGGGUGCAGCAGGCUCCCUGACUUUCUUUUUUAAACACAUUUUCACAAGUUUUUGAGACACUGGAUUUCUUUAAUUAAAAAAAAAAACAUUA
Messenger RNA from Dama dama (fallow deer), 1493 nucleotides. RefSeq names its product mannose-6-phosphate receptor, cation dependent (gene M6PR). Gene Ontology annotation, biological process: protein targeting to lysosome. The transcript is spliced from 7 exons. The coding region runs from base 259 to 1098 and encodes 279 amino acids. Gene Ontology annotation, cellular component: trans-Golgi network; Golgi apparatus; endosome. NCBI's taxonomy places the organism in Eukaryota, Metazoa, Chordata, Mammalia, Artiodactyla, Cervidae. The record is from RefSeq and is a predicted model, not a curated record. Gene Ontology annotation, molecular function: protein domain specific binding.